Messenger RNA from Funneliformis geosporum, 287 nucleotides. NCBI's taxonomy places the organism in Eukaryota, Fungi, Glomeromycota, Glomeromycetes, Glomerales, Glomeraceae. The record is from the annotation of a GenBank genome assembly.
AAGUCUUGAAUGGAGAAUCAUAUACCUUAGCUUCUGACAUCUACAGUUUUGGUAUAAUUAUGGCUGAAUUAUCAACUGGAAACCCUCCCUUUUAUAAUAUAAAACAUGAUGUGUCUUUAGCCUUAGAUAUUUGUAAUGGCCUUCGUCCAGAAUUUGGAAAAGGAACUCCUGAAUUUUAUAAGAAAAUGGCUUAUAAGUGUAUGAAUGCAAAUCCAAAUCAAAGACCAACGAUCGAUGAAUUGUUUGAUAUAUUAUAUUUUUGGUAUGAAUCUAAUUAUGAGAGGUAG